This is a messenger RNA of Mesocestoides corti, 6096 nucleotides long. Lineage: Eukaryota; Metazoa; Platyhelminthes; Cestoda; Cyclophyllidea; Mesocestoididae. The record is from the annotation of a GenBank genome assembly.
UUCAUGUUGGUUGGAAUGCCAUUGGGUGGCAAGACCUGUAUGCUCCACGCUCUGGCCGAGAUCAUGACGAAUCUCUUCGAGAAGGGUCUAACUGAGUACACCAAAGUCCUGCAUCGCACCAUGAACCCAAAGGCCAUCACCAUGGGCCAGUUGUUUGGCGAAUUCGAUCCUGUCUCACACGAGUGGACCGAUGGUGUAACCGCCAACACGUUCCGUGAGUUCGCGCAGAUGGAGCCUCCAGAUCGGACCUGGGUCAUUUUCGACGGACCAAUCGACACCUUGUGGAUCGAGAGCAUGAACACGGUGUUGGAUGACAACAAGAAGCUGUGCCUCAUGUCGGGCGAGAUCAUCCAGAUGUCCAAGACAAUGAGCCUAAUCUUUGAAACGAUGGAUCUCUUGCAGGCGUCGCCGGCGACGGUGUCCCGCUGUGGAAUGAUUUACGUCGAGCCAAUGGCAAUGGGUUGGCGUCCGCUAGCCACAUCGUGGCUGGACGCGCUUCCCGAGGAGGUGUCGAGCGGUGACGGCCGUGACACCCUGCAGGACCUCUUUGAUUGGCUAUUCGACGCUUGUCUAGACUUCGUCCGCCUCCACUGCCAGCAGCUCAUUUCCCUGAGUCCCAUGUGCAUCGUCAAGUCGACCCUCGACCUGCUGACCGCUCUCGUAACCGACGCAAUCAAUGAGGAGAACCCAGCGGAGAAUCGUCAUCUGCGAAUGUGGGUGCACGCGUCCCUGUUGUUCAGUCUGGUCUGGGGCAUCGGUGGGUGUCUAGACGACGCCAGUCGGGUCAAAUUCGACGAGUUUCUUCGACCGAUCCUCGGUGGCAAGGAGCCCGACUUGCCGCCUCCUCAGAGCAUCGGUGGUCGCUGUGACUUCCAGACUCCCGAAAGCGGUCUGGUGUUCGACUACUUCUACGAGGUACGUUCACUCGCGUCCCCGUCUAUCGGCAGUCUGGAAAUUCUGAUCGUAUCCUCAUCUCUCACCCUCUUUCUCUCUCGCUCUAUUGUUAAGUUCAAAAGCCGUGGGAAAUGGCGCCACUGGAACGAUUUGACGCGUGGCCAGGACAAAUUCGAAGGCAUGGAGAUUCGUGACAUCAUCGUACCGACCAUGGAUACAGCGCGCUACAAGUUUCUAAUUGACCUCUGCUUGCGGGCCAAUCAGGCGCUCUGUUUCAUCGGUGUCACCGGUACGGGCAAGUCGACGUAUGUUCGUGAGAAACUCAUGCGCGCCAUCGACCACGAUGUGUACAAGCCCUUCUUCAUCAAUUUCUCUGCUCAAACCGGCGCCAACCAAGUACAGGACAUCAUCAUGUCGAGACUCGAUCGACGCAGAAAGGGUGUGUACGGUCUGCCGAUGGACAAAAUUGCCACUUUCUUCAUCGACGAUCUAAAUAUGCCGGCCCAGGAGGUGUAUGGAGCACAGCCGCCGAUUGAACUAUUGCGCAUGGUCAUGGACCACGGCUAUGUGUAUGACUUGAAGGACAUGACAAAGGCCAGUUUGAUCAACCUCUACAUCUGCGCUGCAAUGGGCCCUCCAGCAGGCGCGCGUAGUGACGUGACGCCGCGUUUUAUGCGCCACUUCCACGCGAUUUCCAUGGUGCCUUUCAACGAUGUUACCCUGACGCGCAUUUUCUCUGCACUCAUGCACACUUAUCUGCGGUCGCAAGAAUUCACCUCCGACUACUUCGGCGUCGGCAACACCAUGGUGGAGGCAACCCUGCAGGUGUACAAGGCGGCGAUGGCUAAUCUUCUGCCAACUCCAGCCAAAUCGCACUACGUCUUCAACCUGCGCGACUUCAGUCGCGUCAUCCUGGGCAUCUGCCUGAUCAAGAAGGAGCACGUGAGCUCUAAGCAGACGUUCAUCCGGCUCUGGGUCCACGAGGUGCUGCGCGUCUUCUACGACCGUCUGACCGACGACAACGACAGGAAGUGGUUGUUUGAAUUCAUCAAGAACGCCAUCGAAGUGUACUUCAAGGACAAAAUCAACGUUGUGUUUGCUCACCUACUGGAGAACAGUAGAGAUGAGGUAAACGAGGAGACCUUCAGGAGUCUGAUCUUUGGUGACUUUGUGGACAUCGACGCCCUCCCGGAGGAGAGGUGCUAUGAAGAGCUCACUGACAUCAACGCGAUGUACCCAAUCGUGGAACAGUGCUUGUCGGAGUACAAUGCUACGCACAAAACCAAGAUGAAUCUCGUCAUCUUCAGAUACGUGCUGGAACAUCUGGCGAGGAUAUGUCGGAUACUGCGAGUGCCUUCGGGCAACGCGUUGUUAGUGGGUGUUGGCGGGUCUGGCAGACAGUCGCUGUCUCGCCUCGCGUCUGCCAUGGCUGGCUACGUCACCUUCCAGCCAGAGGUCACUAAGGACUACGGCUUGUCUGAGUGGCGCGAAGACGUAAAGUCCUGCCUGAAGAACGCCGGUGGUCGUGGAGCGCAGACCGUGUUCCUGAUAACAGACAUGCAAAUCAAAGACGAGGCCUUCCUUGAAGACGUCGACAGCCUGCUGAACUCGGGCGAGGUGCCGAACCUCUUUACGUCCGAGGAGCGCGCCGAGAUCACAGAGCUGGUGCAGGCGGCGUUAGAGGCGGAGAAUCGCAAGAAUCCCACAGCCGCAAACGCUGCCGCCAUGCAAGACACGUCGCCGUUGGCGCUGUUCGCAGCCUUCGUCAAUCGUUGUCGUGCCAACCUCCACAUAAUCAUCGCCUUCUCGCCAAUCGGCGAUGCCUUCCGCAACCGCCUGCGCCAGUUCCCCUCGCUUACCAACUGCUGCACUAUCGACUGGUUCACGUCAUGGCCAGAAGACGCGCUGGAACGAGUGGCGCAGCGUUCGCUGGAGACGCUUGGUAUGGAGCCUGAACUGAGGGAUCGCGCGACCCACAUCUUCAAGUACUUCCACAAAUCGAUCAUCGACUUGUCCGUCAAGUUCUUCGAACAACUAGGUCGGAAGACCUACGUCACGCCGACGUCGUACCUCGAGCAGAUCGGUUCGUUUGAACGCCUCAUUACCAAGAAGAAGGACGAAAUAAUGACGGCGAAGUACCUUAACGGCUUGGAUAAAUUGGCGUUCGGCGCGAGUCAGGUGGCGGAUAUGCAGGUGAAGUUAGAGGAGCUGCAACCGCAGCUGGUGGAGGCGGGAGCAGCCAACGAGAAGCUGCUGGUGGUGAUCGCGAAGGAGUCCGCAGCCGCGGAAGAGCAGAGGGAGCGGGUGGUGAAGGAGGAGGAGGAGGUCAACCUCAAGGCUGACGCCUCGAAGGCCCUGUCCGAGGAGUGCAGGGCCGACUUGGCCGAGGCCCAGCCUGCCAUGGAGGCCGCGCUCGCCGCUCUGGACACCCUCAAACCCGCCGACAUCACCAUCGUCAAGUCCAUGACCAACCCGCCGCCGGGCGUCAAGUUGGUCAUGGAGGCGGUGUGUGUCAUGCGCGACAUCAAGCCUGAACGCGUCACCGACCCUAGCACCGGCAAGAAGACCCUCGACUACUGGGGACCGUCGAAGCGUCUGCUCGGUGAAAUGACCUUCCUCCAGUCGCUGAAGGACUUCGACAAGGAUAACAUUCCCCUCCAGAUUGUAACAAACAUUAGAAACAACUACAUCACCAAUCCGGAGUUCGAUCCAGCGAAGGUGGCACGAGCCAGCUCGGCAGCUGAGGGUCUGUGCAAGUGGAUCCUAGCCAUGGAGCAAUACGACCGCACGGCGAAGAUUGUCGCGCCAAAGAAGAUCAAGCUCGCUGCGGCCGAGAAAGAGCUGGCCGAAAAUAUGGCCGCCCUCAAGGAGACACAGGCCUCCCUCAAGGCCGUUGAGGACAAACUGGCCAAAUUGCGGGAGAAUUUGGCAAAAACACAGGAAGAGAAGAAGCGGCUGGAGGACGAAGUGACGCUUUGUGGUCAGAAGUUGAUUCGAGCCAAUAAGCUGAUUGGCGGUUUGGGCGGUGAGAAGGACCGCUGGUCGCAGGCUGCGGAAAGGCUUCAGCUAAUCUACGACAACCUCAUGGGCGAUGUGCUCGUGGCAGCCGGCGUUAUCGCCUACCUGGGGCCCUUUACCUCCACCUUCCGUGAUGCCUGCAUCGAGGAUUGGCUGACGCUGUGCAACAGCCAAGACGGCAUCACCUGCAGCCCCAACUUCACUCUCACCAACUGUCUAGGUGAUCCUGUCAAAAUCCAGGCGUGGAACAUCUUCGGACUGCCUCGCGACGCCUUCUCGAUCGACAACAGUGUGAUCGUUGACAACGGGCGUCGAUGGCCACUAAUGAUCGACCCAGAGGGUCAAGCGAACAAGUGGAUCAAGAACAUGGAGAAGGAGAACGCUGUAGCCAUCGUCAAACUGACCGACGGCGACUUCAUGCGGAGGAUGGAGAAUAGCGUCCAGUUUGGAAUUCCGGUCCUGCUUGAGAACGUCGGCGAGGAACUCGAUCCCAGUCUGGAGUCGCUGCUGUUGAAACAGAUUUUUAAGCAGGGCAACGUGGACAUGAUAAAACUCGGUGAAAGUGUCAUCGAGUACUCAAUGGACUUCCGUUUCUACAUCACGACGAAACUGCGCAACCCGCACUACCUGCCCGAGGUCGCGGUGAAGGUGUCUUUGCUGAACUUCAUGAUCACUCCGGAAGGCCUUGAGGAUCAGCUGCUGGGCAUUGUGGUGGCGAAGGAAAAACCAGAACUGGAGGAGGCGCGUCAGGAGCUGAUUGUCACGACGGCGAACAACAAGCGCAUGCUGAAAGAGGCCGAAGACCGCAUUUUGGCGACCCUCGCUGAAGCUGAGGGGGACAUUCUCGAAAACGAGACUGCCAUCCAAAUUCUCGACUCCUCGAAGGCCAUCUCCGACGACAUCAUGAAGAAGCAGGCGGUGGCCGAUGAGACGCAGAAGAAGAUCGACCUCGCCCGCAUGGACUACGCCCCCAUCGCCAGGCACUCGGCAAUCCUCUUCUCCUCCAUCACCGAUCUGCCCAACAUCGACCCCAUGUACCAGUACUCGCUCACCUGGUUCGUCAACCUCUACAUCAACGCCAUUCAAGACAGCAACAAAUCCAAAAUCCUCACACGCCGGAUUCGUUAUCUGCAGGAGCACUUAGAUUACAAACUCUACGAGGAGGUGUGUCGUGGUCUAUUUGAGCGCCACAAACUAGUCUUCUCGUUGAUUCUCUGCACUAGAAUCGGUUUCAACAAGUCGAAGAUUGUGGAGAAACGCAUCAGGUACCUCAUUGACUACUUCACCUACAGUCUCUACGUAAAUGUCUGCCGCUCUGUCUUCGAGAAGCACAAACUCCUCUUCUCGUUGAUUCUCUGCUGCAAAUUGAUGAUGGCAAAGAACGACAUGCAAUUGAACGAGUUCCUAUUUUUCCUAACGGGGGGAGUGGGUUUGGAGAAUAACAUUCCCAAUCCAGCACCCCAGUGGCUCCUGUCGACUAGUUGGGACGAGCUCUGUCGUCUGUCCCAAAUGGCCCCGUUCGACGGACUGAAAGAACACGUGAUUGAGAACACGGAGGAGUGGAAGAAGUUCUACGACGCCAAAUCGCCCCACUUGACGCCUUUGCCAGCCCCCUGGGACACACAACUCGACCAAUUCCGCACUUUGGUGGUGCUUCGAUGCAUCCGACCAGACAAGGUUGUGCCAGCGGUGACGAAUUACGUACGCGAGAAGUUGGGCAAGAAGUUUGUGGAGCCGCCGCCGUUCGACUUGGCCAAGAGCUACGAGGACUCGGGCUGCAUGGCGCCGCUCAUCUUCGUGCUCUCGCCCGGCGCCGACCCGACCAUGGCGCUGUUGAAGUUCGCGCAGGACAAGGGCUUCGGCGGCGCGCGCUUCCAGUCGAUCAGUCUGGGCCAAGGUCAGGGACCGAUAGCCGCGAAGAUGAUCGAACGCGCCCAAGCCGAGGGCUCGUGGGUGCUGCUGCAGAACUGCCACCUCGCUGUGAGUUGGAUGACCAACAUGGAGAAGAUCUGUGAGAGCUUCACCGUGGACAACACCGCGCCCACCUUCCGCCUCUGGCUCACCAGCUAUCCGUCGCCUAGUGUAGGUUCUUGUUCUUCUACGUCCACGUGGAUUUCGCCUCUAGAGACAAGAUUAGCCUCUGAUUGGUUUGUACACCUGGUCCUUAAAACCCAGCUUCAAUAG